AUUUACGUCCACAUUUUUUGAUUUUGUGUUUCAACUCUCAGCUCGCAUCAACCACUCCACAGUCCACAAUAUAUACACUUAGCUACUACAAGGCUCCCCAAUUGAUUUUGGCCCUUAAUUGUCUUCUUAAUUGCUUCAGCCAUGGCGUCAGAGACUGUGAAACUCUUGGGGUUUUGGCCGAGCCCAUUUGAGCUCCGAGCGCGCAUCGCCUUCAACAUCAAAUCUGUAGCUUAUGAGUCCGUGGAGGAGAAUUUGGCGGCCAAGAGCGACCUUCUACUCAAAUCUAAUCCGAUUUACAAGAAAAUCCCUGUUCUCAUUCACAACCAAAACACUGUUUGCGAGUCCCUCAUAAUCGUCCAGUAUAUUGAUGAGGUAUGGACUUCAGGUCCGGCUAUCUUGCCUGCCGAUCCUUAUGACCGGGCCACCCAUCGCUUCUGGGCCACUUAUAUUGAUGAUAAGUGGUUCCCAAAACUGCGUACCAUAGCAGCUGCUGAGGAUGAGGAAGCCAGAAAGGCAGCGAUAGGUGAGGUGGAAGAAGGGUUGGGGGUUUUGGAGGGUGCCUUCCAAAGUUGCAGCAAAGGGAAGAAAUUCUUUGGCGGAGAGAGAAUAGGGUUCUUGGACAUUGCACUGGGAAGCUUAGUGGCCUGGAUAAGGGUCAUCGAGACAUUUAACAGCAUUAAGUUUCUGGAUGAAGCUAAGGUUCCUGGUUUGGCCAAUUGGGCAGAAGAUUUCUGCGGUGAUGAUGCCGUGAAGGAUGUGAUGCCUUCGACUGAGAAACUAGCCGAGUUUGCAAAGACGAUGUUUACCCAUAUGAAGCCCCAAUCUUAAUUGAUUGCUUGAGAAUUGAGAUGUAUAGUAGUCUGCUACUCUGUUUCUCAUCUUGUGAUCUCCUACUUAUUGUUCUGCUUCUGCAAAUUUGCUGCUUAGCAAAUAAACCAAUUUUUUAUUUACCUA
Ipomoea nil (Japanese morning glory) is the source of this 954-nucleotide messenger RNA. RefSeq names its product glutathione S-transferase U17-like. The transcript has 2 exons. The coding region runs from base 142 to 828 and encodes 228 amino acids. Gene Ontology annotation, molecular function: glutathione transferase activity. Gene Ontology annotation, cellular component: cytoplasm. Lineage: Eukaryota; Viridiplantae; Streptophyta; Magnoliopsida; Solanales; Convolvulaceae. Gene Ontology annotation, biological process: glutathione metabolic process. The record is from RefSeq and is a predicted model, not a curated record.